Messenger RNA from Chara braunii, 2139 nucleotides. Lineage: Eukaryota; Viridiplantae; Streptophyta; Charophyceae; Charales; Characeae. The record is from the annotation of a GenBank genome assembly.
GUGUCUGCCAACGAAAUUCUGAAUUUUCGCGUUUUUUUGUUUUCUCUUUGAAUGAUUGUUGAGGUUUAUACGGUUCAUUUGCAGGGUCACAGUAUGAAGGAAUCUGCGGUUGAGACAAUGUUUCAGAACAGGCACAUUCCUAAGGUCGUAGACAUGUUAAGGACGCGCCUGGACCUGGAGCCGAAGCCCCACCCUUAUGAAGACGAAGCCGUUGUGCGGGGGGCAGCACUCUUUGCUGAUUGCAACGAGCGGGUUAUGGAGAGUGAUCCCAUCCCGGGGGGCCGAUCUCCGAGAACGGGACCGGAUUCAGUACCUGCUGUGUUUGGUAAAUCCGGGGGGCGAUCUCCGCACGACAUCACUCGUUGGAAGCAGGUUGCAGAGGAGUUGCCUGUGCACGAAUGGAGUGAAUGGGAGAAGUACACCUGCCAAGUGGAGAAGAGAGAGUAUUCAUGUCCGGGCUGGCUGUGGAGUAUUAUAUUAGAAUGGAAGCGUGACAUCGACGGCUGGCUUGGCAAGAAAGCGGCAGGUGGGAUCAAGGAAUUUGCCACCCGGUUUGUCGAAUUCCGAAGGGCGUGCGAAUAUGCAUUUGGAGCGUUGCGGGCAAGACCAAAUUCAGGAAGGAAGUUCUUGGUGGUCGAUUGCUGGAAAUCCAAUGAUAUAAAGGACUGCCUGCGGAGCCUUCAGGCGAGCAGGGGGCCGGAGCUCUGCGAUAUGGUCAUCUCCAUGCCGCUUCAGGAGCUCCGCAAGAGAAAGGAACGUAUCGCAGAAAUGGAGGGAAUAGGAUUAGCGGCACUCGGCCUUUCGCCCAAGGCGACGCCCAACGCCUUGAUGAACGGAGGGAUCCCUUAUGUCCUUCUCGAGGCAGGGCCCGCGGUAACGGGCUCAGGCGAUCCAGAGGAUCUCUGCUCGGGGUGGAACAAGCUUGUUGGUGAGCAGGUGUCGCUAGCCCUGCAAGCUGGUCUUCAGGUCGUCUUGCGCCUUGGACGUGAUGAUUGUGACGAUGUGCACUUCAGGAAUGAGGCUUUCAAACUAGAGGAUGAGAAGCUCCAUUGCGGAGCACAACUCAGGGACAUUGUCGGUCGCGUAGGCAAGGAUUUUCGAAACAUAGCUAUCGCUUAUCUGCCUCCACGGCACAUGCUGGCUUCGGCAAUUGAAGCCGCUGCAGCAGAGGCGCAAUGUGAUAUAGUCCAGACGGUUCGGCACAUAAGACGUGUGAUUGGGGACUUGGUGAACGACCAGGCCGCCGAUACAACGCGCAUCCUUAUCGGCGGAUGCAAGACGGCGGACACGUGGCAUGCCCUGCUAAGUCGGCGGCACGAGAUUGAUGGCUUUCUUCUUGAGGCGGGCCUCCGAGAGCCUCACCUGUUUGACCAACUUCUUCUCCUAGGGGGACCAAGCAGGCGAAUUCGCCAGGAGAGGGGGGGCAAAGUGUUGCUUUGUGGGGGCCAACAGGAAAAUGUGACCCUCAGUGAGUAUGACAUGGUCUGGUUGAGCGCUGUCACAGACGAGCUGAUGGGUACAGAGGAGGUCCUCUGGAUUGCGACGAAGUGUGUAUCAACUGUGGGGGUGGGUUCAGAAAUGAACUUGAUCAGGGAAAUCAACGGCUCCAAUGUGUUGCUCUGGAGGGAGGGUCAUAUUAUGACCGACUACCGCGGAGAGGUUGGAGAAGAGCAAAAGGUGACGAUCGUCCCCAUUGUCGACUGUGACAACAACAGCCAGGGACUCGAGCUAGCAGAUGCGCUAUCGACGCAGCUCUCAGUAUUGAGGGCGAAACUGGCCGGAAAAGGUGACACUCAAUGGUCACAGCUUCUUCUUGAGUACAGGCCUGCAGACGGUGUGAACUUCUCACGCUCUCUUUUUGAGACUGUGGAGAGAACUCACGUCCUCAUCAGGAGAUGGGUUCUGGCGAACUUGGGAGCAGAGGCGGCGCAGGAGGUGCGAAUCGUAUGCUUUCUUGAGGAGCAGGUGGAGUCAGAGACACGUCGACAAAUUGCGAAUCUGCCCCAUGUAGAUGGGGUGAGCCUGCGACUUCCCGAACGGCGAACUAUCAGCCGCCCCGGUCUUUCGGCCUAGACGCAGAAUAUUUGCCAUUGAUUGACAUGUGGACUGACAGUCGCCCUUCGAACGGGCGCCAGAAUC